Molecule: messenger RNA, 6696 nt
Organism: Aphanomyces astaci
Lineage: Eukaryota; Oomycota; Saprolegniomycetes; Saprolegniales; Verrucalvaceae
Exons: 7
Coding region: 24-6647 (2207 amino acids)
Biological process (GO): retrograde vesicle-mediated transport, Golgi to endoplasmic reticulum
Cellular component (GO): Dsl1/NZR complex; endoplasmic reticulum membrane
Molecular function (GO): SNARE binding
Source: RefSeq, a predicted model, not a curated record
GCGAUGGCGACGUCUCGUCGUUCAUGGUGACAAUGGCCAAGUCGUGUGUGCUCCUGCAAGACGCCGAGGUGAUUUCCCUUCCUUGCGAUCCCUCCAGUGCAUCGCUGAGUCCCGAUGGCAUGGUGGUGACUGGGUGGACGUCCGGUAACACGCUUCACGCGUACUACGGUGGUGAGGCCAUUCUCUCCCGCGCAGUGGACCUUCCGUCGUCCGCGUGGAAAUCGUUCCUUGUGAAAAGCCGCGUCGCCAGCGCGUCCCUCUUCGAGUUUGUCCUUCUCGUGGUGUGCAUCGACGGAUCAGUGUGCCGCGUUCGUGUCCAGAGUGCCCACGACACGAUCCAACUCUUGGCGCAAGUGUCGCAGUCGCACCCGACGCUCACCGCGUGCGACGUCUGCGACAACGGGCGGCUCCUCGUCCUCGCCGGCGGCAUUCGAAGCAACGCCAAGGACAUGGAGCACGGAUCGACCCUCAGCAUAUGGAACGUUCUGGACGAAUCCGCCGAGCUGUUGCAUUACUCGACCGUGCUCGCCCACGACAAGCUUGUCAUGGACGCCGUCCCAGCCGCGGCCGCCCCGUCCUCGUGGUGGUCGUUGCUGUCGGGCGCCGAACAACUUUAUCCCGGCUACAUCCAAGACAUCGCAAUUUCUCCAGACAACACACUCGUGGCUUUGCGCGACAGCUCGGGACACGUUUCCAUCCGACAGGUGGACACAUGUGCGACGCUGGUCCCGUGGUCGCUGGUUGGAGGGUUCCCCAUCGUCAGUUUGACCUGGUUCCAUACCCAUACGCUGGUGGUAGCCGCCACGACCGCCGCCGCCCCCUUUUUGUGCUGCGUCCAAGGCGACAAGCUGAUGAUAUCCUCCCCCCCGUCUUCUGACGUAUCUCCGUCGGCCUCCGCAACGGUGUCACAUGCACUCACAAACAACUCGUCCACGGGGGAUGGCGUGUUUUACCACCUCUUUUGUCCACUAAAUAACAACGAGACGACGACGACGUGGGCGUUGGUCGAGUUUCAAGACGUACCCGUCGAGGUUGUGUUUGCAAGUCGAGUGAGUCAAGGGCGCUGGGACGACGCGCUCGAGUUGGCCCGUGUCCAUCCUGCUGCUGCUUUGGACGCAGAUGUCGUGCAUAAAGCUGCGUGGGUCGCGUUCGUACAGAGCGCCGCCACGUCGACGUCGGCCCAGCUAGAGCAAGUGUUGCGAAUGCAUGUGACCAACAUUCUCGACAUACGUUGGUCCCUCGACUCGAUCCGCCAUUGCGUGCUGGACACCCCCGCGGCAUGCCACCGCGUGUGGUCGUUUGGACUGUCCACGGUUGUAGAUGGCGGUCAUGACGUGGCGCUCCUCCAGCUCCUCGAUCGACUGGACACGUUUCUGCGGCUGUUGUGGGCGGACGAAUGUAGCGUUCCUGCUACUUCGUCGUUCGAGUUGGUCGUGGCCAUGGACACGUUGGCCGACUGUUUUGACGUGGCAUCGUUUCGCCAAUUCCUAGACAGGUCCUGGGUCGACAUUGCGAUGGCGCUGGCGACCGCCGGCCGCGUGUCCGCGCUCACGGUGGUAUUUCUGCGACACGGGUACCACGUGGUGCCCCACCGCUGUUCGAUCCUCAGUGCCCUCCCAGCAUCCAUUCCACCCCGAGCGUUUCAGCAUUUGCUGCCCGCCAUUCGAUUUCCCCACCAUCCCGGCCACUCGAAUCCUUCGUUCCCUUCGUAUUCUAUCGGAUCAGAUGGGAUGAGCGUCGUGGAGGUAGUUCUCCGUGAAGGCCCGGAUGUGACCCCAGACGUUGUGGCUGCCUACAACCACUCGUUUGAAUCAGAAGAAGAUGGCAAGAGAGAAGCUCUGGGCCACUGGUUUGCCUCACGAUGCUUUGAAAUGGACAGUUUAUUUGGACUGAUUGAAGACGCGAUGGCGCUGCUGGCGUUGGCGUGGGUGUCCAUCUCCACCAACGACGCUUCUCUUGGUCCUAUCGAUUCUGCGACAACGUUGCCAUCAGCAUCAUCCCACUCGAACCAUCCCCACAAACGCUUGGCGCAACUUCAGCGUGAAUUCGACCAAUUAUAUUUGUUCGCGGUCGAGUUUCAACUGACGCCGUCUUGGACAAUUCAAGACUGGCGCCACGAGAUGGAGCAAAACCAAAACUCCACCACCACUUCGUCCGCCAAGAUCCAGCUGCUUCGCGGGCAUCCUGCCGCCGCCGCCGCGUCCGAUCCGCUGCUGACCGUGCUCCGCCGUGGCUUUAUCCGAGAAGUCGACCUCUGCGCGUACAUUUCGUCGAUGGAUCUGACGAACCUGCCCGACUUUGCAUGGGCGAGUCGCAUCAUCCAAGCCAGUAGCCCCCUGGCAUCAAAUGCUCCCGAGGCGCGGUACAUACAAGACGUCACGCAGUUGGUUUCUGUGGUGCUGGCAUGCUGCUUUGGCUUUGAGUUGAACCAACAAGAAGAAGAAGGCGGUGGCUCCAACGACGGCAAUAUGCAAGCGUUUAUCGAAUGUGCGUGGGUCAUGUUCGAAACGCUGCCCAAAGUGUUACCAGACGUUUCGUUGCAAGAGGAAGCAGACGCGUUGGAGCGGUUGAUGACGGGUAUGGAGAUCUUGGCCUCAUAUCACGUAUAUGUCAGCCCCAAGACAUUGAAACAGCAGCAGCAGCAUGCGAGUGCCACGUCAUCGUCGUCGUCCCCAACAACAUCUCCCCAACAACAUCCCCCCAACCAACAACACCUCACCACGACUUUGCCGUGUUCGUUGUUUGCAUCCGACUUAGUGCGACGAUGUUGUGCAUUUGCCACCCACCAGCCAAACCACGUUAUCAACGUGGACAAGCUCGUCGAUGACAUGCUACAGCUCCAACUGUAUGCGUUUCCAAGUGUAUUGUCUGUGGAUUCGACUCGGGCGAUGGUGGUCCGUUCGUUGCUGGCGACGUCGUCGGCGCCAUCGCCGCGACUCCGCCAGCUAUGUCCACACCCGCAACUGCUUGUGGACGCCGCGGCGUGUCAUUUUCAAGCGGCGCCGUCAUCCACAAGUCCCGGGAUUGCGCUCGCGCUGACGUACUGUGCGUGGGCCGAACAAACCCUCGAAGCAAACAAAGAAGAUCAUCCUAUUCGUGCUAUCUCGACGUCGUACAAGGCGAUCGUACAAGCCACCCAAUGGCUCGAGCAGUGCCAUGGCCACGAUAUCUCGCCGUCAUCGAUCUUGGCCCUGUCGCCAUCCGCCCGACUCGCGACAGUUCAAGAGCUACUACUGCACCGACCGCAGGAUUGCAUUGACCACUUGGAUCAGUUGCAAGACGUGGCUCUAUGGCUCGACUUGACCAACAACACGAGCAAAACUCUGUCGCAGAUGCGUGUGUGGGCCGCGUACGCGUACCUCCAGACUGGCCACGUGUUGAAUGCAAUCCAACUGACUACGGCACUACUACGGGACAAAACCGCCAUCAACGAUGAUGAUGCGGCUAACGACGCGAUCGUGGCUCAAGUGACAUCGCUCGCGUUAGACUUGACAACAACUGGAGGAGGUCAGGGUUACUAUGAGGCGAGGCGGGACCUGAGUCGGGUGGCGGUGAUGGCGGUGCCAGACCCGUCGGUGGCCUUCCUAGCGUUACUCGACGCCGCCAAGCAACUCGACGCAGUGGUACGAGCGAUGAAGGUCCUCCGACUCACGGAUGCCGACAUUGCCGCUGAAAAGAUGGACAACCGGCGCGUGUCCAUAUCCGAGUGGCUACUGGACCAACUCAGUGUGCACCAAGAUAUUAUCCAGCACGACUCGAUCCUGUACCAGCAAUCUCUAUCAGCGUCGAUGCAGCUGGUUGCGGUAUUUGCUACCGACGUUGUCGUUGCCGAGCUGCAGCCCAUCAACGAAGCACCCGUCAAGCACGAAGAUGACAAAGAAGACGGUGAUAACGAUGGACUAGCUGAUCUCGUGGGUCGGCUGGCGGCGUCGCUGCUUGACACUGGUCAUGACAUGGACUUGGCCAUCGCCUACUUGAACGCGCUGCCGCCAUCCCGCGCCUUUGCCAUAUGGACGGCCGCGUGUGGUAACCUCGGCGACGGGAAGGAUUCUGCUGGGAAAUUAUCGCACUUGGCGACUGCCGCCCACGCCUUCUUUUCACCUUGGUACCCCGAGCUCGCGGCCCCGUUUGCAUCGCUCCAGGUCGAGUCCAAGCAAUCAGCAGACCUAGACAUUGUCGAGAGGUUGCUGGGAUCGUUGGAUCGGGGUCGAUUCCAAGUCGAUCACGUGUACCGAGAUAGCAUUCUCGUGGCAUUGCUGCAUUACAAUCAGAAUCACAACACCACCAGCACGACGAUUGCGUUUACCUUGUGUGAACAGUAUCGCAUACGACCAUGGGAGCUCUGUAUGCACUUUCUCGAGUCGCUGGUCGUAUCUGACCUCGCAGAAACUGCGACGACGACGAGGGAUGUAGAGCUCAAGAAAGCCCAUCAAGUGGUGGUGCCGCCCCGCGGUAUUCCGUUGCUCGAACACUUGCUCACUGAACCGAUGACACUGAGUCGACGGUUGCUACAUGUGACGUUGUUCCGUGUCAACCCAUACGACUCGAUCGCAUGGGAAUUUCUAUGGCGUGUUUGCUUGGAAUGCCACAAGCGACUAGUACUAGUAUUACUACACGACGACCAAACGCCCUGCGACAAGGUUAAGAAGGACGACGACGAUGUGGCGCAGAGUACCAUGAUCCCCGUGGACCGGCUCAAACUGUUCGUCGCGUGUGCGAAAAAGCUGCGCGAAGCCGGUCUACCUGUCCACAUUGCACACUUUUGCGGCCCUGCGACAACGUUUUGCACGCCCGCAGACGUCCAACUUGCCGUGCAAGCCGCCAUCCCGCACUUAUCUGGAACGUCCAUCAAAACCCUGGCGAUGCUCUUGUCCAAACUGCACAAUGUGCCUGCUAGCGCCGUGAUUGUCAUCUACAUGGACAUAAUCUGGACUCAUGAAAGCAAUGUCGACUUGGCAUAUGAAGCCACGAAACCGUUUCUGUCGGGCGUGAGUACCGACCACGUUGUGUGGCUGGCCAAUCAUUUCGUCGGGUUGCCCUCUGCGACAUCGUCCGUGCCGCCGAUGUAUGGCCACACGUUUCAAAGCCCGGCCGUAUUUGGCGCCCGCCUCACGCCAUCCAAGCGACUUGAGAUUGUCUCCGACUUGUACAAGUUGGUAUCUUCUCGACACGUUCAAGGCAACUCGUCGAUGGAUGUAGCGCUGCUGGGAAACGCAGUGCUGUGGAGCGCGUUGCUGGCGUUGCUUGCAGUGUCACAUGUCGAGUUUGUCCUUGACACAAGAGACAAAUCGCCGACUUUUCCUUUUGAUGAGGCCAUUGCCGUGUGGUGUGCCCGUGGCUUGUCGCUGGAACGCUGUCGCAUGCUCCUGCAGCUCACGUCGGCACUCGACGACGGCCGAGACCAUCAAGUGUACUUUACACGGCACAUUGCCGGCAUGUUACACACCCACGUACCACAACUAGUCGACGCUAAUGACAUGGCAAACACACAAGAGGAGGAGCAUCCGUUGCACGUGUACUUGGUGACCAAAUGGACGCCGACGACGACUGGGGACCCGUGGGCCGAGCUGCCGCUGCAGCUGCCGGAUGUGGAGCCCCUGGACCAGUUGUUCUGUGACACGGUGCUGGCGUGGCUGAACGACGUUGAACCCUGUGCCAGCACUGUAACGCUGCUCAAGUGGCUGGCCCAGCUCGCGCCCUCCGACGCGGUGGCCGCCAACCACACGACGUCGUCCAUCUUGUCCAUGUUGUACGAUCUCCAUGGCGAUAUCCCAUGGAAGGACCACGCGGCGCUCGUGACGUCGGACUUUGGCGCCGUGUUUGACCUGGCCUUGCAGCAUGUACCCGACACUCCCAGUACCAACGACGGCCUCGCGCAGCUCUUUAUAUACUGGGAAACAUCCACCACCACUACCACACAACAUGGAUUAUCUCCAUCUGCGACACCGUUCACGUCGUGGUCGUGGCCCGACGAACUGCACAAGGUGAUAUGUACCCGCCUCGAGCUGGACGUGCCUUCUCCUCCCAACCAUCCAUCUCCACGACGAUCAGACCAUCCUAGCUUAUGGAGACGUCUAUGGCAACGCCGAAACUGGGCCGAGCCGUUGCUAGAGUCGUUGCUGCGAAACACUGCGACCGCCUACGCCAGUCUCACAGAAGCAGACGCUUUGUCGUUUCUAACCGAGUGCAAGUUUGCCACUGUGGCGCUGCUGAGUCCAUUUCAAGCGCUUCAUAUGGCGGCGGUGCCCUUGCUUGACUGGUCGCGCCUGUCGGCGUCCCAUCUGGAGCUGCUGCUUGUGCGGUUUUCCCUCCAGCAGCUACAAUCGAUGCCCCAAGUGCCGUGGGAGCGCGUCGUCCGCCACUGCCAGCGCCAAGAUCGCAUGGCCAUCGCAACUAGGACAUCGAGUUCCCAGCAUCAUGCGCUGACCAGUCUAUUGCAUGUGGUGGUGGGAUUUGUCGUUGAAGAUGACUUUAGCAUGGCCAGUCGGGUGCUGUGCUACGCCGCCAACGUCCAUCCCAUGGCGUGGCACACGACCAUGUACGAACCUCUUUUAAAGCAAUUCCUCGCGGGGUGGCAACUCCACCACGCGUCCAUCGACGUCCCCCGCCAACAACUCGUGGACAAACUCGCGUAUUUGGUCGACUAAACUUGUGUUUACAACACGUCCAGUAUAUUUCGUUUUGAUUGCUUUUGAC